Messenger RNA from Mugil cephalus (flathead mullet), 6304 nucleotides. RefSeq names its product solute carrier organic anion transporter family member 5A1. NCBI's taxonomy places the organism in Eukaryota, Metazoa, Chordata, Actinopteri, Mugiliformes, Mugilidae. Gene Ontology annotation, molecular function: protein binding. The record is from RefSeq and is a predicted model, not a curated record. Gene Ontology annotation, cellular component: membrane. Bases 709 to 3294 code for a protein of 861 amino acids. Gene Ontology annotation, biological process: transmembrane transport; sodium-independent organic anion transport. The transcript is spliced from 10 exons.
CACAGCCUCCUGAACCUGUAGCCGUUCAUGGAAGUUCUGUCAAUUAUUAUUUAUCGCCUUUUUGUUUUUUUAAAGCCGGGGCCGAAUUAGUGCUGCUUAAUUUCAGCGGAAUUGCUCUCGUGGAAUUUGGGGUUUUCUUCCUUUUUCAAAGUAAAGACUGAGACGUUUGUGGUCAGCGUGGUCUUUUGUUCUCCAGGAUGCUGCUCAGCUUUGGGACAAAGGAACGCUUUCAAGCAAGGUUGCCAUCUAACAAAGAGCCAUAAAAUCAACACGAGAGUCUAAAAUUGAAAAGCAUUACAGACUGAUGUUUGUGUCAUUAUUACAUGUGCUUUUUUUACAAAAAAAAUAAAUAGUUUAUGCUAAUCAAGUCGCAGCUAAUUGAUAAUAGGCUAAUAUUCUCCAGUGUCAAGUCAAAGAAGCUUGUGCUCCUCAAAAUACUACAAUCAGAGUUGUUCAGAGGCUCAGACGUAUGUUACGUUUUGCUCUGAGCGCAGUGGUCCUGUCGAUGGGAAUGUGGAUUAAAACAUGCACAUAGCUGGCAGGGUUCAGUCUGCCUCCGUCCUCCUGGCAGGACAGUCCUUCCUCCAGCCCCGCAGCAGCUCCAGCUCCGGCGUGUCCUCAUGUUCCACUAGUUACUGACUGACUGACUGACUUGUCAGCACAGCCGGGAGCCGAGGGACCGAGGGGGAUAAAAACUCCGGCUGCGCCAUGACUUCGUCGGACAACGAUGAAACGGGGAGCGACCUGUCCGACUCCCUGGAGAUCCGCGAGCUCCAGGACCAGUACAUGGACUCCGAGAGCUGCUUCAAGUCCAAGAGUUUACCCAUCCUGAACGGGCCGUGCCGGCCGGACGGCAAGCCCGCCGAGCCCCGGCUGGUCAGCACCGCCAUGGAGGAGAGGAGCGCGCUCAAGCCCAAAACCCCGGACUCCAGCCUGGCGGAGUCGCCGUCCUCCAGGACGGACUUCUCCCCCUCCUUCUCCAGCAUGGUGGGGCUCAGCAGCUCCCUCCCCGUGGAGGGCCACCGACCCCCGGGCUCGGGAGGCAAAAAGCUCGGCUUCUCUCUGUCCCGCCUUAUCCGCAUCCCGGCCAGGAAGUACGUGCGUGUCAUCCUGAGCGACUCCCGCUGCUUCCUGUUCUGCAUGUGCUACCUGACUUUCAUCCAGUCCCUGAUGGUUUCGGGCUACCUGAGCAGCGUCAUCACCACCAUCGAGAAGCGCUACAGCCUGCGCAGCUCCGAGUCCGGCCUGCUGGUCAGCUGCUUCGACAUCGGCAGCCUGCUGGUGGUCGUCUUCAUCUCCUACUUCGGCGGCAGGGGCCAGAGGCCGCGCUGGCUGGCCGUGGGCGGCGUCGUGAUCGCCGUGGGGGCGGCGCUGUUUUCCCUGCCCCACUUCAUCUCGCCGCCGUACCAGAUCCAGGAGGUGAACUCCUCGGCCGGCCACGAGGGCCUGUGUCAGAGCGGCAACGGCAGCGGCCGCGAGCUCCUGGACAUGGCGUCGUGCCCCCGCGACCAGGAGGGCAACGAACACAACCUGUACGUGGCGCUGUUCAUCGUCGCCCAGAUACUCGUGGGCAUGGGCUCGACGCCGAUCUACACCCUGGGGCCCACCUACCUGGACGACAACGUGAAGAAAGAGAACGCGUCUCUCUACCUGGCCAUCAUGUAUGUGAUGGGAGCCCUGGGACCUGCAGCCGGCUACCUGCUGGGAGGGGUCCUGAUCGGCUUCUACGUCGACCCCAAAACGGUCGUCAACAUCGACCAGAACGACCCUCGCUUUGUUGGCAACUGGUGGAGCGGCUUUCUCUUGUGCGCCAUAGCCAUGCUUCUCGUCAUCUUCCCCAUGUUCGCCUUCCCCAAAAAGCUGCCGCCGCGCCACAAGAAGAGGAAGAAGAAAAAGAUGGGCUCCCCGGGCGACAUCUCCAGCGACGACGACGUGAUGAAGGAGAAGUCGGGCGGCAAAGGCCAAAACGUGUCGUCCUCCAUGGGCUUCGGAAAGGAUAUUAAAGAUCUCCCCAAGGCGGCGCUGAGGAUCCUCAGCAACAUGACCUUCCUCUUCGUCAGCCUGUCCUACACCGCGGAGUGCGCCAUCGUCACCGCCUUCAUCACCUUCAUCCCCAAGUUUAUCGAGUCCCAGUUCGGCAUCCCGGCCUCCAACGCCAGCAUUUACACAGGCGUCAUCAUCGUACCCAGUGCCGGGGUGGGCAUCGUGUUGGGCGGAUACAUCAUCAAGAAGCUGAAGCUCGGCGCGAGAGAGUCGGCCAAGCUGGCCAUGAUCUGCAGCGGCGUGUCUCUGCUCUGCUUUUCCACGCUCUUCAUAGUGGGCUGCGAGAGCAUUAACCUGGGAGGCAUCAACAUACCGUACACCACUGGGCCGACCCUGACGAUGACCCACAGGAACCUGACGGGCAGUUGCAACGUGAACUGUGGCUGCAGGAUCCACGAGUACGCUCCGGUCUGCGGCUCCGACGGCAUCACCUACUUCAACCCCUGCCUGGCUGGAUGCAGCACCGUGGGCAACGACAGCACCGGGAUCAGGAACUACACCGACUGCGGCUGCGUGCAGAGCCGACAGGUCAUCACUCCGUCCUCCGGGGGACAGGUCAACCAGCUGCAGCUGGUCAUCGUCAAGACCUACCUGAACGAGAACGGCUUCGCCAUGUCGGGGAAGUGUGACCGCACCUGCAACACGCUCAUCCCCUUCCUCAUCUUCCUCUUCAUCGUCACGCUCAUCACCGCCUGUGCCCAGCCCUCCGCCAUCAUCGUCACACUCAGGUCUGUUGAUGAACAAGAGAGGCCUUUUGCUCUCGGGAUGCAGUUCGUCUUGCUCAGAACUCUCGCCUACAUACCCACGCCCAUCUACUUCGGUGCUGUGAUCGACACCACCUGCAUGCUGUGGCAGCAGGACUGCGGCGUGCACGGCUCCUGCUGGGAGUACGACGUCACCUCCUUCCGCUUCGUCUACUUCGGCCUGGCCGCCAGCCUCAAGUUCGUCGGCUUCGUCUUCAUCUUCCUCACCUGGUACUCGAUCAAGCACAAGGAGGCGCGGGCCGAGCGCUGGCGCCAGCGCCUGCCCCCGCUGGGCACCGUCAGCGAGCUCAUAUGCCACGCCGGGGGCCAGAAGAGCCACGCCCGCACCCGCUCCUGCCCCGUGUUCAUCCCGCCGCGGGCCGAGCCGCCGGCCGCCCUGCUGCUCGACCGGGGCCACAGCAGCCUCAGCUGCCCGGGCAACUCCCUCAAAGCAAUAACUCCCCCGAUCCUGUUGCCGCAUCACCACAGAGGCUCCGCCCACGUCUGAGAGCACGCCAGCCGCCAGCCGCCAGCCCCUCCUCCCUCUCCGUGUGACACGUGCCUUCCUGUUUGUGUUUCUGCACAACACAGCGUCUGCUUUCCACCCCUCAGACUUCAGACAGGCAGAGACACAAGUGCGCCCCCUCCCAUACACCCGCCCCCCCCCCUAAAACCCCCACACACACACACACACCCUCAAAGGGCUGCUCAUUGUUUAUGAUGACAGGAGGCUGAAAGACGUUCUUUUUUUCCUCCGAGCAUAUCAUCAGCUGCAUCCACACCGAAGGCCAGACCUCCGCCUGGAGGGUGGGACGAUGUAGAGACAUCACAUGGUGCUACCGGUAAAAAAAAAAAAAAAAAAAAGGGCAGGGCAUUAUAACCUCUGUACGGACAGAUGAGUCAUCAUCAACACGGCAUCUAAAGCACAACAGACAAACCUGUACUAUGCAAGAUCCUAUGUACAGCUCCUCUCUCCUCAGUACUGUACAGCUCCUUCUGUGCCCCCUCUCUUCUUCUUCUUCUUCUUCUCCUCCAUCCAUCCAUAACCACACCAUCAUCAUCAUCAGUAGAGCCUCUUGUGUGUUUGAGCCAUUACACCUUUUUUUUUGUUCCUCCUAUGUAACAGUGCCUCUCAGGCCUCGGCCAGUCCAGUAAACAAAGCUGUCUCCUCCCAGGGGAGCGGCAGCGUUGUUACCCCUCAGCUUUUCUUAAGUUUGAAGCUGCCCCAAAGUUUUUUUUUAGUAUUAUUAUUAUUAUUAUUAUUAUUUCUCGCUCAAAGCCGAAAAACCAACGGUACCGCGCAGACGUUUACUGAAGCUACUGUACGUCCUAAAGAUCAUCUGCUGCUACAAUCGGCAUCGUUUUGGCUUCGUAACCGCCCCCCUCCCCAUUCUAGCAGCCGUCAGGUGUACAUAUAGUAGUGACUUAGCGGUGUAGACUUUUUAAAUUAGUAGCGCAGAAAAGCAUGAGCCCUUUUUUUUUUAAAUCUGAUUGUUCAGGCGACGAUUGUUGUGGCGCGAAGGCCGGUGAAUGUUUGUCAGAUCUGCUGUUCUACAUAAAAAAACAAAAACGGUUCUUAAUCACUGCUGAACUUUAGCUCUCCAAAGAUCACACUUGAGAAAAAAAUCAAAAGGCAUGUCUGAACUGCUUGCGUGAGCCUUAACUGUUACACUGGGCUCGUGUUAUCUCGUGGUUUAACCCCCAACACACACAAACACACACAUGUGCUGAAGAGGUGUUUUGAAAAACCAAACUUUUAAGGAGCGGGAUUAAAAUAUAUAAGUCUAAGAUUAAAUAAAGUUACUGUAUUUUAUAUUCUGAUCAGUAUGAACUCAUUUUUAGUUCCUGAUAGUUUUGCGAGUAGAGAAAUCGGAUGCAGGUGAAGAUUGAAUUCAUUUUUUUUUUUUAGUAUUACUUGACCUCAAAUGACUGAAAAUACUCGCGUGCGAUCAUUGUGUAAAUAUUAAAGCAGAUAAUAUAGAGCUCUCGCAUAGUUAAAAAAAAAGCAUAUUUAUGAACUAACCCAUGACAUUGUAGUUAAAACAACAAAAAAACAAAUAAAUAAAUAAAUUAAUUAAUAAAACUAAACAGUGGAUUUGUGUCACGGUGCCAGAACAGUAUUAUUUAAAUGGGGGAUGAAUUCAUUUUAUGCAACUGAGGGAGGGAUUAUUUUUUCUUGACUAAUUGAAAUGAUUAUUAUUAUUAUUAUUGAAUGCCCUUCUCUCUCUCUGAUUCUCUACUCUUCCCUCUGAGCUUUAUCAUGCUUGAUUAAUAAAAAACUAUUAUUGAUCAAAUUCACUGCUGCUAAUGAACAUGAUCCUCCUCUUCAUAAUUUAACAUUGUCUUUCUUUUUUUCUUUUUUUUAUUAAUAGCUGCUCUGUUCUCAUCCUAAAGGUUUGUGGUAAAAAAAUGUCCUGAACAUGUUAAAAUAAAAAUGUAGUUUUAAAUGUAUUUAAAGCCUGUGGCGUGACCUUUUGUCAGAUCAACAAACGAGGCUUUUUGUGCAUCUCGAGUUGCAGGAGCGAGAGUAGAGAAUCAUCCCUUCACUGGACUGUAAACCUGCUCCCUGCUACCGCCUCCUGCAGUUCAAACGUGGCGCCUUUAACACGUUUUACCUUUCGAUAUAUAUACAUAUAUAUAUAUAUAUAUUAACCGAAGAAGCGAGGUUCUGGGGUCGUAUUAUCUUUGUGUUCCUCAGGAGCCGAGGUCUAGUUGAUGUUUGUGAACAGCUGGUUUACAAAAAUGCCUUGAAUACUUGAUAUUUGUCAUUAAAAACUGAAAAGUCGACUUGUUGGGAGUUAUUGCACAAACAAAAACAAAAACGAAACACGCAUGAGGUUGAAAGGGUUUAUUUCUUAACAGCGACAUGGUUUUCCUGAAUCACUUCCACACACACCGUCAAGAAAAGAAAAAGGGCAGAAUCCUUUUUAUCGUCGUAGACAAAGCUGGAUUAUCAAAGCACCGUCCUGUAACUAAUUAGUGACGUUUCUGGAACACACACACAAAAAAAUUAUAAAAAAAAGAGUUACACAAUGAACACUUUCUAACCCCCUGGUGAUUGUGUGAGCGUCUCCCUGUGAUUAGUAAGGCUUAAAAAGUGAGUAAAUGGUGCAACCGAUUAUUAAAAAGUGUUUCUUAGCGUGAAGCAGGGGGUGUUAAACUGUCCCAUGAUUGUCUAAAUUAACUACAUGUUAAAGAAAAAAAUAAACAAAAAAAAAAAAAAAAACGUGUGUGAAACAGGUUUUUACACAUUUGACAAUCCAGUUUUUAGAUGUGACAUCAGAUUAGUGGGUGGAGCCUGUGAGAGGAUUCAAAAGUGCAUUUGGGGUCGGGGGCGGGGGGGGGUGGGGGUAUGUGAUGUGUGAUGGGGGGGUUGAGAUGGUUUCACCACUCACACUGUUUUUCAUAAAAACGUAUUUAAAAAAACACGGUGUUAUUUCAUCCACGUGGAAUUUCUUUAAUCCCAACACUUAGCUGCAAUAAGGCUUUUUACUUUUCUAAAUAUAUAGAUUUAAAAA